GGGGGGGAGAAAGAGAGAGAGGGAUGGGGGCUUUGAGGGAGACUUAAGCCAGCAGGGAGGGUCGAACAUGGCGCGGAGUGGCCGGGCGGUCGGGAAGGUGCUCGUCGAAAGGUUGACGGUGUCCCCGCGCAGGGCAGCUCUCAGGCAUUUGACAUCUUGGGAAAUCUUGUUGAGCAAAGCCCCUCUACUCCAGGUACCAGGAAGACACUGUGUCUUUUCAAGAAGAACUCUCUUCAACUUUACUGCACCAUUUGGGAAUAAAAGGAAAGAAUAUUCAGAAAGGAGGAUUAUAGGGUAUUCUAUGCAAGAAAUGUAUGAUGUGGUAGCUGUUGUAAGUGAAUACAAGAACUUUGUUCCAUGGUGCAAAAAGUCAGAUGUAUUAUCCAAGCGUUCAGGAUACUGCAAAGCACACUUAGAAGUAGGAUUUCCUCCUGUGUUAGAGAAAUACACUUCAGUUAUUACGCUAGUAAGACCUCACUUGGUUAAGGCGUCUUGUACAGAUGGGAAACUAUUUAAUCAUCUGGAAACAGUGUGGCGUUUCAGUCCAGGAAUCCCUGGCUAUCCAAGAACAUGUACCUUGGAUUUUUCUAUUUCUUUUGAGUUUCGCUCCCUUCUACAUUCUCAGCUUGCCACACUGUUCUUUGAUGAAGUUGUUAAGCAAAUGGUAGCAGCAUUUGAAAGAAGAGCAUCUAAGGUGUAUGGUCCAGAAACCAUCAUACCUCGAGAGCUAAUGCUUCAUGAAGUGCAUCACACAUAAAAGGGGGAAAAGUAGACUUCUCAAACUACUUGGACAACAUAUUUACACAUGAGAUGCUUCUCAUGUGGGCUUCCAAUUACAUGGAGGGAUUUUUUUUGCCGAUUAUGUAUAAUACUACUGUACAAAACAUUGCAUGUAAGAUGCAGAUGUACAUAAUAUAGACGCUUCAAUCAAGUGCAGUUCUAAGCUGCUGAUAACUUGAGUGGCAGCUAUAACUACACCAAAAUUGCCUUCCUCAUCUUGCCAGCUUGUAUGAAAAUCAGCACUGUAUCAGUUCUACUGCCUUAUUUUUGCAGUGUUUAAUAUUUACUAUUUGAAUCAGGUUUAAGUUAUUUUAAAUGCCUAUUUAAGUUAUUUUUUGCUGUUCAGGUCAAGCUUUAAACUAGCAGAGGGUAGUUCUGAGAACAAAGCUUUUUCUCAGUGUAUAAAAUAUGGUGGCAGAAAUUAAUAUGCAACUUUGAGUGUGUAAGAUGAAUGAAUCCUAGAUCAAGGGCUCAGUUUAAUACUAAAUUAUUUACAAGAUUCCAAUAGAUGGUUAAAUCUACAGGAAUCUUGCAUACAUAAUGAGCUUAAGCUUUAAAAAAAGGAAGAUGAUCCAGUCAGUGACAAAGCUAAGUGCUGGGCUCAAUAAAACAUUUAACAAGUUAUAGCAAGAUGUUUAAAUUGACUAGCCCUUGUCAGGAGUUGCUUUUAAAUGUUGCUGCGCUUACAGAUGUCUGUAACAAAAGCCAAUGUCACACGAUCAGGUGUCUUGUUGCGCAACAGGAUUUCUUAGUCUUUCCUCCCCACUGCAGCAGAUCCUGAAGGGAGCAAGGGGAGAAUCACCCCCCUUCCUGGUUCUGCUGAUGGAAGCAAUUCACUCAUUGGAAACAUUUAAAUGGAUUUCACAUAUUCCCUUGGUUCCCCUUUUUAAAAAUGUAAGAGCACCUACAAACAAAUGUGAGGAGGCGGGGUAGUCAAAUUGUGAGGGUGCUAUAUCAUGUUCUGCUCCUUGCAGCUAUUUGUAUCCCUUUUCAACAGAACUUCAAAACUAUGUCAAGAUUAUGCUACCCUUUAACUAUAAGGAGACUGUAUAGGUACCACAAAUCAAAACAGGAGUAGGCUUUUAUAGCGCAAUCCUAUAGAUGUCUACUCAGAAGUAAGGCCAAUUAAGAUUAGUGGAAUUGCGGUCUUAAUCUUUGUAUGUUAGAUACUCAGGGGUCAGUUACACAAAUGCAAGUAAAGCAUAACUAAAUAAAAUCUUAUGCUACAGCAGUCAUUACACUUAAGAACGAAAGAUGUAGGAACUUACUUGCAGACAGGUUAAAGUGUCUGAAGAAUGAGAGACUCCCUAAAGUGCUGGAGGUUUAAUAAUUUCAUAAGCAAACUGUUAUUUUUGCCUGCUGUGACCUACUACUGGAAGGAAACAUUUGUUCGACUUUAAAUUUCCAUAACUUGUUCAAAUACAAUGGGUUCCUGCUAAACUUAAGGCUGAUUUAUCUUCCCUUAAGAAAAGCAAGCAUUUCAUUAAGAGUAUGUCUUGAGCCUGAAAUCCAAUAAGUGUUUCCAAGAAUCUUAUACCUGCUACAAAACAGGAUUACAUAUUGUGAAGAAGUUAAUACAUUUUAUACCUUUGAGCAAUCUUUUAUUACAUAAAGUUGUCACAUAAUUGUAUAUUUGUCUACUUUGUACACAAUUUUUUAUUCAGUCUUGCACACAAUGGCUUCUGCAUUUCCUAGUGAUAGCACGCACCAAUAAAAUUUGAUUUGAUUUAACAGAA
Elgaria multicarinata webbii is the source of this 2516-nucleotide messenger RNA. RefSeq names its product coenzyme Q10B (gene COQ10B). Gene Ontology annotation, cellular component: mitochondrion. Lineage: Eukaryota; Metazoa; Chordata; Lepidosauria; Squamata; Anguidae. The transcript is spliced from 5 exons. Gene Ontology annotation, molecular function: ubiquinone binding. The coding region runs from base 68 to 757 and encodes 229 amino acids. The record is from RefSeq and is a predicted model, not a curated record. Gene Ontology annotation, biological process: cellular respiration; ubiquinone biosynthetic process.